UGAGGGGGCUGCUUCCAUUUCCACGUCAUCAGGUGGGGCUGGUGUAACCCAAACUGGUGAUCGGUCACGGGAGCUGCUUCAAUGUUAGCAGGCGCCGAUGUGUCCUUAUCUUGGGGCUCUUGUCCGGCCUGUGUCGGGCGAGUGUCUUGCAGCAACAGGCAGUGUUGUCCUUGCGCAAUUGGCGGGCCCAACAUGCCUGGUUGGCUUUGCUGGUGCUGAUGUUGCCUCUGGUUCUCUAGUUGCUGUUGCCAGUAUGCCUGCAGUUGUAUCUGUUGUUGCUGGAGAACAGCCUCAUGCUGGUUGCAUAGACGCUGCUGCCACUGGAGUUGGAGGUGGCGCUGUUGCAGCAGCUGUUCUUGUUGUUGUUGUUGGUUAUGUUGUUCCAACUGCACCUGUAGCAGGAGUCGUAGGUGGUCUUGGAUACUCGCCUGAUGCAACUCGUGUUGCUGUUGUUGUUGCUGGGCUUGCCAUUGCACAUGUUGCAGCAUCAGAAUUUGCGCUUGGUCAUGGUGCUCGUGUUGUUGUUGUUGCUGCUGCAAGUGUUGGCUGCACUGCAGUUGGAGGUUGUGCUGUUGCUGUUGUUGGUGGAGUUGCAACAGCUUCUGAUGGUUGUCGUGUUUUUGCUGCUCCUGGAUUUGCUCCAGCACUUGUUUUUGGUCAAGCAUUUGUUUGUGAUGCAGUUGUUGUUGAGCCUCCUGUUGUUGCAGCUCCUGGUGUAAACGUAUGUCUGCUUGCUCCUGGUAAUGGCGAAGGAGUUGGAGCCUUUUUUGCUCCUGCUGCUGUUGCAACUAUAACUGGUCCUGUUGUGUGCGUUGGUGGGCCUGCUCCUCUUGUUGCCGCAGCAGAGUCAUGCGUUGUUCCUCGUGCAAUGCGUGCUUGUGGUGGAGCUCACUUUUUUGGUAAUACAGUGUCGGGUGCUGCCAUGCAAGGGUGCAUGGGCGCAUGCCACCCGUCGCGAUUUUGACGAUUUCCAAGUGUGAUGUGAGUUGUAGUUAGUUUAUGUGCGUUUGAGGUGAAUGUGUAUGCAGUCGGCGUAGUCGAUGUGUACUUGGCUUACAAUAG
Molecule: messenger RNA, 1062 nt
Organism: Chara braunii
Lineage: Eukaryota; Viridiplantae; Streptophyta; Charophyceae; Charales; Characeae
Source: the annotation of a GenBank genome assembly